UCAUUUCGCUCCAAUUGGCUAAAAAUGAUGAUCUUUGGGCGGGUGUGGAUGGAUGAUACUAAUCUGUGAUGGUUCAGUGUCAUUUACAAGUGGUCGGCAGUGGCAAGGCAGACACUGGGUUGAGUAUUAUCCUAUUUUUCGACGACCACCGAUAUCUGUUCAACUGUGGUGAAGGGACACAGCGUCUAUGUGCAGAAAAAGGACUGAAUCUUUUCCGCGUCGACACAGUCUUCUUUACUGGACUAGACGCUCGUUGUGCAGGCGGACUUUUUGGUACGUUAUUGACUUUAGCUGAUGCAGGUAAGACUCACUUGGAGCUGUUUGGACCCACAGGUUUGGUUAGAUUUUUCGCAGCUUCAAGUUGUUUUUAUCGCAGACCCUCACUUGAGUUGAGUUUAAAAGAAGUUGGAACUGGUGCUAUAGAUGGAAAGGUAUACAGAGACGAGAAUAUUGAAGUGACCGCUGUCCCGUUGGUUUGUGAAUGUUCUCCUACUAAUUUGGAGAUUCCCAGUAGUAAACAAAAAAAGCCACGAACAACUUUUCAAACAUCGAUUCUAUGUUAUGUUAUAACCAUGAAAGAUAUUCCUGGGAAGUUUGAUCCUCUUGCAGCCAAAGCACUGAAUGUACCAAAAGGUCCUUUAUUUGGUAGACUUUCAAAAGGAGAAACCAUCACAUUAUCUGAUGGAAAGAAAAUUAUGCCUUCACAAGUUGUAUCAGAACCUUUUCCUGGACCUUGUAUUGCUAUUAUAUUCUGUCCUGAUAUUCAUUAUAUAUCCUCAGUAACUUCGUCUUCGAGAUUGAAUCGUUUUGCCUUGAGAGCCAUCGAAAAUCCAAAAAGAAAGGAACGUCAUUUAUGUGUAGUCCAUAUGGCUGUUUGUGCUGUAUUAGAGAAUAGAACUUAUAUUGAGUGGGCCAAGUCCUUGGGGAAUAAUGUCCAUCAUAUUUUAUUAUUAGAAGAUUCUCUUGAUGCUCCAUUAAUAUUUGAGGCACAAGCAGAGUUGCUCAAAUUGUUAUCUGGUUGUGUGGACCGGGAAAUGUUUCAAAUACCUAAGGAUACAUCGAAUUUGGAGAAAAGUGAAAGAAAAGUAUUUUGUGAUCUAAAGAAAAAUAUAUUGGAAAAGUGGAAUGACAUUGAUGCCAUUUUUGGUGAGUCUUUGUUGAAAUAUCAUUUGGCACCAAUAAGUAGGCUUGGAAUGGAUCCUACCUCUAUAACAGGAAGAGCAUAUCAAGAUGGCAUUGACUCAAAUACGGAAAGCAAAAAUGAAACUUUGUUCUCAUCAGAAACUUGGAAAUCUAAAGACAUCGCAUCCUCAAGGAAAAGCCCUUCCUGUUUUGAAGACGUCGGAGAAAUGGUAUUUCUUGGUACUGGAGCCGCCAUUCCUAGCAAGUUGCGUAACGUAAGUGGUAUUUACCUUCAUUUGUAUCAUCGAGGCGGUAUCUUGCUAGAUUGUGGAGAAGGAACUUUUGGACAAAUAUUACGAGUGUUUGGUAUAAGUGAAGUGAACUAUUUCAUUGUUCAUUUAAAGCUUGUUUUCAUUUCCCAUAUGCAUGCGGAUCAUCAUUUGGGAGUUUUGCGCAUUUUGGAAUAUCGUUUAAAACUGGAUGCUGAACAGCCUUUGAUCAUUAUGGGUCCAUCAGAACUCAAUGUUUGGUUACAGGAAUAUGAACAAGUGAAUGGACAAUUGCUUCAUUAUGUCUUUUUGGAUAAUGAGAGUUUUGUUUGUCCACAACAACCUAUAGUAAACUAUGUAUCUUCUAAUAUCGGCUUGCAGAUAGAGACUGUACCUGUCUUGCACUGUUUCCAUGCAUAUGGUAUUGUGCUGUUUGACAACCUCUUUGAAUGGAAAAUGGUUUAUUCUGGUGAUACAAUGCCUUGUGACGCUCUUAUUCGUGCUGGACAAGAUGCCAAUCUUGUGAUACACGAGGCCACGUUUGAGUCGACUAUGGAACAAGUAGCUUUAGAAAAGGGACACUGUACUUAUAGACAGGCAUUGGAUGUUUGCAAAGCAAUGAGACCUCAUUGGAUAAUACUUACUCAUUUUUCACAACGAUAUUCGAAAUUACCUGUGAUAGAUAGUUUAUCAGAUACCAAUUUGUUUGUUGCUUUUGACCUGUUGAGAGUUCCAUUCUCGAAGCUAUCUCAGUUACCAUCUUUGUUACCAACUUUAUGCGAACUUUUUAAAGACGACGAAGGAAACAGUGGAAAAGAACUGCAAGCUGCGUAUUGAGAGUUUUAUUGGAACCAACUCAAGGGGCAACCAGAAGUUUGUCGUUCUGUGUUGGAGUCUUUCUUUGAAGACAUGUUCUUGGAAAGCGAUUUCUU
Molecule: messenger RNA, 2323 nt
Organism: Galdieria sulphuraria
Lineage: Eukaryota; Rhodophyta; Bangiophyceae; Galdieriales; Galdieriaceae
Product: ribonuclease Z
Exons: 3
Coding region: 69-2228 (719 amino acids)
Biological process (GO): mitochondrial tRNA 3'-end processing
Cellular component (GO): mitochondrion
Molecular function (GO): 3'-tRNA processing endoribonuclease activity
Source: RefSeq, a predicted model, not a curated record